Molecule: messenger RNA, 1767 nt
Organism: Sinocyclocheilus rhinocerous
Lineage: Eukaryota; Metazoa; Chordata; Actinopteri; Cypriniformes; Cyprinidae
Product: lumican-like
Exons: 4
Coding region: 222-1256 (344 amino acids)
Molecular function (GO): protein binding
Source: RefSeq, a predicted model, not a curated record
UGAAGAACUACAUGUACCAAACUGCUUUGCUACACCUGAACCUUGAUAGAAUCCAUAUGUUUCUCAGUGAACAACUGCUGACAUCUACACACUAGAACAGCCUAACUGCUGUUUUCUAUCAAUCUUGGGCGACUAAGAGUCCUCGGGCCGCACACAACUCUACCUGAAGUCGUGCACAGAGAGAGAAGCAGGAAGGUUCGAUUGGACUAAGUUGUACAGUCAUGUUUGCUCUUAGCUUCUUCCUGUUGGCUGAACUGCUAUGUCAGAGUUUGGGUCAAUACGAUUACUAUGACGAACACUACGUCCCCUCCGCACCAUUGGAGGUACUAUCAUCUCCCACUUGUGCCCAGGAGUGCGAAUGUCCCCACACCUUCCCCACAGCCAUGUACUGCAACGAGCGCAACUUGAAGUUCAUCCCUAUCGUGCCGAGUGGCAUCAAAUACCUCUACCUACAGAACAACCAUAUUGAGGAGAUCAAGGCUGGCGUGUUCGAUAACGCCACCGACCUUCGCUGGCUCGUUCUCGACAACAACAACAUCGCCAGCGACAAGAUACAAGCCGGUACCAUUGAUAAACUGAGCAAACUGGAGAAGCUCCUCUUCAGUUAUAAUAAGCUGACCAAACCCCCUGGUCCUCUUUCGAAGUCUCUGGAUGAGUUGAAGUUGAUCAGCAACCAGCUGAGCUCGUUCCCUGCUAGCACCUUGUCUGGGAUGGAAAACCUGACCACCCUCCACCUGUCCAAGAACAAGUUGACCACCGAGAGCAUCACAGGUGCCUUCAAAAGCCUGAAGUCCCUCGUUCUGCUGGACGUGAGCGAGAACAAGCUCAAGAAACUUCCCUCGGGAGUUCCACCUUCGCUUUUGAUGCUCUACGCCGACAAUAACGAAAUAGACAGCAUUCCUAAUGGCUACCUGGCCAAGCUGCCGGCCCUGCAGUACCUGCGUGUCUCUCACAACAAGCUGGUGGACUCUGGAAUCCCUGCAGGUGUGUUCAACGUGUCUUCUCUCCUUGAGCUCGACCUGUCUUUUAACAAGCUGAAGAGCAUCCCGGAGAUCAACGAAUCACUUGAGCAUCUGUACCUGCAAGUCAACGAGAUAAACAAGUUUGACCUGACAAAUAUCUGCAAGUUCAGCUCCCCGGUCAACUACUCUCAACUGAGGACCCUACGCUUGGAUGGAAACAACAUCAAACACAGCAGUAUGCCAGAUGACACAGCUAACUGCCUACGCCAGGCCUCAGAGAUCAUCUUUGAUUAAAGUCACAUCUCGCCAGUAGUUUAUCAAACACAUUAAGGCUAUUGCUCCUAUUAGACACUCUGAUUGACAUCUGCACGUCUUUAUUCAUGAUUCUGGCAACCACAUCUGUUUACAUGCACGUUGACGACAAUAUUUUCUCUCUAAAAUGUUGAUGAACACAUCUGUAUGAAAAAUGGGCAGCAGUAGUCUGGGAUCUUGAAAAUCUGGCACAUAAAAUAUCAGUCUUGUAUGGUACUGUAUGAAGAGUAGUAGUCGAAUUAGACAAGAUAUUCCCAUCUAAAGAAAGACAUAUUUGUGCAAAUUGUGAAUAGCCCAGUGUGCACUCCAUAAAAAGUUGCACUAUAUGUCAUCUAUUUUAAUAUUUCCGCAUGUUAAAUACCUUAAUCAUUCAAAAUUGUAAUCAUGUUACUAAUGAGCCUGCCGGUAAGGAAAUUAUAUUGUUUAGAGUACAAUUUAUGGAUAAUAACCAUCUAAUUGUAUAUAAAAUUGCUAAAUGUGCUGCAAUGUUGAA